Molecule: messenger RNA, 2932 nt
Organism: Temnothorax curvispinosus
Lineage: Eukaryota; Metazoa; Arthropoda; Insecta; Hymenoptera; Formicidae
Exons: 5
Coding region: 1513-2025 (170 amino acids)
Source: RefSeq, a predicted model, not a curated record
UCAGUUGUAUUGUAAAGUAUUCUCACUCAAGAUGGGAGAAUGUUAGAAAUACUAUUGACCGGAUGUUAGAGAUAUUAUCGACCGUCGAUCCGCAGCGCGCCUCUAGGAGAGAUUAGUAGUAUUAGUAUGUACAUGGCUCACAGCUUUAUUGUAUGGCUUCCACGCACGACGUUACGUUGCACGUGCAAUAAAUAACUUUUUUGUAAAGUACGUGUAUAUCACUGUUCUAUUUCUCAAAUACGUUGAGACCGGGGCGUUAUCCUUUUGACAAUUUUAAGUUUGCAGUCCUUGAAGUGGUGUUCCUUUGAACGGCAGUUGACGCAGCCAGCGACGUACUUCUUACCCACGAAAGUGACAAAGGUUUGGGUGCUACGAUCCACUUUGGUUGAUUGAAUGCGCUCGAUAAGGAGCUUGGCCCGUUUAAUGAUGAGGUUCUUAAACAUAUCCUCACUGAUUAUCCUGCAAUCAGCGAAGUACAACGGUGUUUUUCCGCUCGCGGUGAAACCGGGCAGAGGAGUGAUGCCCCCCUUAUUAUCAAAAGAUGUGUUUCCGACACGGUCGCCACUCGAUUUUUACCCAACAAACCGAGAAAGGAUUACUUCGGAUAUUCUAAAUUUCCCAACCUUUAUGACGCCCCGCUGAUUCCUCUUUCCCUUUUUCUGUUUCAAGUCGCCCCGUUGCCGCCGGAUCUAGGAUCGCCGCUGGACCAAGCACCUCGGACCGUCUCUGGACUGCAGCUGUGCACCGCCGACUUCGCCCUGGACCUUCGCUGGACCGCCUCUGGACCGCCUCUGGAUCUCCCCGAACGGAUAUAGGAUCGCCGACAGGUAAGUAUCAGGAUCAGGUAGGUAUGUCUUAUAGGUAAGUUGACCGCACACGAAUGAAUUUAAGUACUCUGAUUUCUUUUAGAUAAUAAAAUAUAAUCUAUUUUAUUCUAUUUCCAGAUACACUAUUCGUGACAAAGUCUUUAAUUGUUAACGUGUCUACCGCGGGAUGUUCAACGCCGAGAGUCUAAGUUUCUAUCGCAAGGUUUUACUGACCGAAUCGACUGUUCUCUAGGCUCUGACGAAGAAUUCUUCGAUGCUUGGGCUCCAUUCGGGCUCCCGACUUCGGAGAUAGCUCUCCAUUGCACUCUGGCGUGGCUCCGCCUCUUCACAUCUGUGUCGCACCUGUCUGUCCUACGAUGGCAGGUGUGGCACGUCGCUUCUAGAGACCCUAUAAUAAGAGACCCGACAACUGGCGGAAGUGUCCACAAAAUGGCCGCAAAUGCCGUGAACAUAUGGAGGGAGAUUGCAUCAGAAACACAGGACUCUUUACUCGCGCUGUAGCACGUGUAAUUCGUACAUGCCUGCGAUUAACGGCGAGCAUUUCUGACACGGUAACAAAGAAAUAAUAUCGAACAAUUGAGGCCCAACGUAUGCUCGCUCGUGUGUCACGUUGUGUCGCGGCCGUAUAUCAUCUGUGAUGUGAUCUUGUGUCGUCGCACAAUACACUGCUGUGUCGUAUAUAAAAAUGCCAGCUUGCUGUGUGUCAACACGUUUAAAACACACAAAGAAAGGAAUAAAAAUUUUUAUGGCUCGUUUUCCAACGAAUCCAGAAAGAAGAGAUGUUUGGAUUGCUAACAUAGGCAAACAUAGACUAAGGAAUUGGAAAUCGACAAUAGAUCUGUUUGUAUGUGAAGUACAUUUUGCAAAUGAUAUGUGGGAAAAAGUACGCGAUGACACGAAAAGAAAAUUAAAAGGCAACGCUGUGCCCACAAUUUUCCCUGCUCAAUUGGAAAUGAGCAGUGCAUCUAUUAGUACAAACGAAAAAACUAAUAAAUCUUCACAAAGGCAACCUGGUGCAUUUGAAACAUUUAAUGUUCAUGAAGACAAGCAGCAAGAGGACUGUCUCGGAGCAGAUGUUCCUGAUAUUAUUCCAUUGACAUCGAAUUCCUCUAUUCCUACCUAUUCAAGAGAAAUAAGCAACCAAGAACUCAAUGAAGUUGAACGAUUAAAGAAAGAGUUAAAAGAAGCCAAUAUAUAAAACUUAAUUUGGCCCAGAAAAUAAUUUUGAAAAGUAAUCGAUCCGUAUAUGUGUUAAAGAAGCAUAAUAAGAGGUUGAAACAAAUGAAAAACAAUUCAAAAAUCCAAAAUUAUUUGAGAUUGGAAUCAUCACUCAAGCAAUUGUUUAAUGACGAUCAAAUAAGAGCUCUCAUGCGUCCAUCCUCUCGCGGCCAUAUGUGGUCUAAUGAUACUAUUAAAAAAACACUUCGAUUGAAGUAUGCAUGCGGUUCCAGUGGUUAUGAAGAAUUAUUGAAGCAAAAACACCCUCUACCGUGCGAACGUAUACUUUAAAGAAAACUAGAAAGUAUCCAAUUUCAGGAAGGAAUUUGUGACGACAUUUUUAAAUUAUUAGAAGACAAAGUUACUCAAUUUAAAGACGUUAGAGAAAGAGAUUGCUCACUUGUACUGGACGAAAUGUCCAUUGUUCCAGGCCAACAAUUUGAUCCAUCCACACAGUCAUAUUAUGGAACUGCAUCGUUUUGCACGCGUAAAGGUUUGCAUUUUAAUAACGAGUUUAAUUAGCAUUUGGUACUAUUGAAUUUUUUUGUAACAUUCUGAAAACUGCUAAUCGUACAUCUCAUUAAUGUAUUUUUUAAGAUUCAAAAAAUACACUAAUAAGAGAUGCAAGAACUCAUCGGGUGCUUAAUAAGCUGAUGAAAUACUACAUCCACCCAUUUUUUCUAUUUUGUGCAUAUAAUUCUAUUUGUGUUUCUAAUUCUAUUCUUUUGCAUCUUUUCAUGCAUGUAGGUGAAAGAGUUGAAGCUACGCAUGGUUUGAUUUUUGUGCUAGCAGGUCUUUUCUCACGUUGGAAACAAAAUGUUGCUUUUUAUUUAACACCUGUUCGAGAUUCCGUUAACGCUGCGCCGUCAGAUCAGAUGGCAGCAUCG